Maudiozyma saulgeensis is the source of this 936-nucleotide messenger RNA. The record is from the annotation of a GenBank genome assembly. Lineage: Eukaryota; Fungi; Ascomycota; Saccharomycetes; Saccharomycetales; Saccharomycetaceae.
AUGGAUGCUGAAUUGCAGGCAAACAUAAAAAAGACAGCUGAAUACGUUAGACAACAUGGCAGGGAGUUAGAGGACAGACUCUUAAGAGAAUCUGAAGAUAAGUUUUCUUUUCUAAACAAUCAGGAUGUGAACCAUAGUUACUAUUUGUCAAUAUUAGAUGGCGAAGCUAACAUCAUCCCAAAAUCAAAUGGAAUAGAAUCUGCUAAUGCUGUUCCUGAAGAACCGUUACCAUUCAUUUUUAUAAACAAUAAUGACGACCAUUCAAUACCAAGUACGGAUCUUGAAAUUAUAAAGAGGACAGCAGAGUUUGUAGUUACCCUUGGUGGAGAGGAUGGUAUAACAGCUGACGGCAUUCAAGAGAAUGCUAUCAGUCUGAUCCGAGAUAAAUUUGGUAAUAGUGAAACAUUCAAAUUUCUAGAACAUGAUCAUAUUUUGUACCAGGUAUUUAUUAGAUUUGUGAAUAGAUAUGAUCAGAUUGUACGUAAUAAAAGGAAGCGUGUUCUUCCACAGCAUAAACUGUUAGAACAAUGUUUUAAGAGGGCUACGUAUAAUGAAUAUUCUAGCCUCAUCGCAACAAGUAAUGAUAUUUUACAAAAAUCUUUUAAGAUACGAUUCGCGGCAAUCAAAUGGUUGAACUUUAUAAACAAUGACAAAUGUAUUGUGAAAUUGGAUCCGCCAGUCAAAGGACAGGAAGUCGACGAUAAUGAACCAACACUUUUCAAAACACCAUUGAAUUUUGAAGAGCUUGCUCAGAAAAAUAUAUCAAAAGAGUUAACCAAAAAGGCCCUUAAUGAGUAUUUCUCAAAACCCAAAGAUACGGCAAUUAAUGAAGAAACAAAAGACACUAAUAUAACUAAUGAACCUACUAAGAAACGUAAAAACAAGAUCAUCAAAGAAGCUGGUGAAACAAGAAUGAAGAGAAAAAAGAGAAAAUGA